GGGAGGAGGCCGGGGGUCGGGGUCGCCUGGGCCCCCCCCCAUUUCCCGGCCCGCCUUUGCCCCGGCUGCCCUGUGGGCUGGGUCUGUUGUCUGGGGUUGCCAGCAGUCACUGGGACCAAGUCGAAUGGGAGAGAGAACUGAGCUCUCCAGGACUGAGUCAGGAAACACGUUGGUAAUCAGUACUGGGGGCGGCCGUUCCCAGGGUACUCCUAGCAGGUGACAGGAAGGGACGUGGGUGCGGUGGGACCCAUGCAGGCUGAAAGGCGGGUAAUGCUGAGUCUCACUGAGCCAAGGAAGACCAGGAGCUUCCAGAAGAGGGAGCCUGGAGUUGAGGCCUGCAAGAUCUCCAGGGUUCCCUGGGGACUCAGCAGAGUGACCGCGCCGUGUCAACUGGCCGCACCGUGCAGGCGGGUGUGGGGGUCAGCGAGAGCAGACGCCUCCUCCCAGGGGUGUCCGCAGACUGCCCAGAGGGCAGCCGCCUCACAGAUAUCUCCAUUUGCCGGGAGAUGCCCAGCCUGGAGGUGAUCACGCUCAGUGUCAACAGCAUCUCCACCCUGGAGCCUGUGAGCCGGUGCCAGCGCCUGAGUGAGCUGUACCUGCGGAGGAACCGCAUCCCCAGCCUGGCUGAGCUCUUCUACCUGAAGGGGCUGCCGCGUCUGCGGGUGCUGUGGCUGGCCGAGAACCCGUGCUGCGGCACCAGCCCCCACCGCUACCGCAUGACCGUGCUGCGCACCCUGCCGCGCCUGCAGAAGCUGGACAACCAGGCUGUGACGGAGGAGGAGCUGUCCCGUGCACUGAGUGAGGGAGAGGAGAUCACUGCGGCCCCAGAGAGAGAGGGCACAGGCCACGGCGGCCCCAAGCUAUGCUGCACACUGAGCUCCCUCAGCUCCGCUGCUGAGACUGGCCGGGACCUGCUGGACAGCGAGGAGGAGGCAACCAGCGGCGCCCAGGAUGAACGUGGCCUGAAGCCGCCUUCCCGGGGCCAGUUUCCUUCCCUCUCAGCCAGGGAUGCCUCGAGCAGCCACAGGGGCAGGAACAUCCUGACUGCCAUCCUGCUGCUGCUGCGGGAGCUGGACGCAGAGGGGCUGGAGGCCGUGCAGCAGACUGUGGGCAGCCGGCUGCAGGCCCUGCGUGGGGAAGAGGUGCAGGAGCACGCCGAGUGACCGCAGGACCUGAGCGCCGCUCCACCCUCCACGGGGACCCCAGCGUCUUCCCCAGCCCCCGGGAGCUGGAGGGUGGCUGCCACGGCCGCAGCCCCGGCCCCACACAAAAGCCUCCCCGGUUUGCCACAUCGGCCGAGGGCAGGAGUGGGUGUUAGGUACUGGCUAACCGGGGCGGUGGAGAUGCCUGUCCACACCAGUCCUGUCCCCAGGACUCCCCUUCUGUGGUCUGGAGGUUCUAGGCUGGCCUGGGCUCUUAAAGGGAGGAUUUUGCAGGCUGUCCUCCCUAAUAAAAGAUUUUCCCAAGGUUGA
Messenger RNA from Pan troglodytes (chimpanzee), 1472 nucleotides. RefSeq names its product cilia and flagella associated protein 410 (gene CFAP410). Lineage: Eukaryota; Metazoa; Chordata; Mammalia; Primates; Hominidae. The coding region runs from base 507 to 1163 and encodes 218 amino acids. The record is from RefSeq and is a predicted model, not a curated record. The transcript is spliced from 7 exons. Gene Ontology annotation, biological process: cytoskeleton organization. Gene Ontology annotation, molecular function: protein binding.